This is a messenger RNA of Hemiscyllium ocellatum (epaulette shark), 873 nucleotides long. It is a transcript of the gene shisa2a, whose product is annotated as shisa family member 2a. The record is from RefSeq and is a predicted model, not a curated record. The coding region runs from base 1 to 819 and encodes 272 amino acids. Lineage: Eukaryota; Metazoa; Chordata; Chondrichthyes; Orectolobiformes; Hemiscylliidae. The transcript has 2 exons.
AUGGGGGCUACUCAGUUUGGUACACUGCUACUUUUCUUCACCAACUGGCUUCUCAGUGUUCACGCCGCAUCGGGAGAGUACUGCCACGGCUGGUCUGACAGUAACGGGAGCUGGCACUCGGGAUUCCAAUGUCCCGAGAGAUAUGAUGGGCAAGAAGCCACUUUCUGUUGCGGAUCGUGUGGCCUCAGGUAUUGUUGCUCCCUGCGAGAUAAUCGGCUGAACCAGGGCGUCUGCAGCAACGAUAACAAUGUCCAUCAGGAAGCAAACUCUUAUAGCAGGUCAACAUCAGUUCCUAUGUAUUUGCCAUUCCUCAUCGUUGGUUCCAUAUUUGUAGCUUUCAUCAUAGUUGGUUCAUUCAUUGCAGUUUGCUGCUGCAGAUGCUUGAAACCCAAGCCAAGGGAGAACCAGCAGGAUGCCCCCACUCAAAGCCGUUUGCUGGAGUCUAUUCCUUCAACUGGUAUCAGAACCCCUUCCCGCCAUUCUACUUCCAGCUCCACGACUACUUCCACAAGGAGUUCCAUGGGACGGCAGAACAACAUCUGUUCCAUGGGAACAGAUGGUAUAAACCUCUACAUGAACAUGCCUACAAAUUUCCCUGUCAUGGGCUGCCACCAAACUCAGCAAUUCCUACCUUCACAAUCCACAGGAAAUCCUUUCCUACCAGCACAAUAUAUUAGCUAUGGGCUUCCACCAGAUCACACACUCGUAAUGGCUUCUGCAUAUGUGGACAGACAAGGUUACGGACAACAAUCUCAUAAUCCUUAUUCACAUGGAUCAUUAAGUGGUGACCAGCUGAUGUACCCUGCAGUCACUCUGUAAGAUUUAUUCAUAUGUAAAAAUAAAAGCAGACAGUCUUUAUGGAGUCCCUGACAG